Serinus canaria (Common canary) is the source of this 7752-nucleotide messenger RNA. It is a transcript of the gene PCDH17, whose product is annotated as protocadherin 17. Gene Ontology annotation, molecular function: calcium ion binding. Gene Ontology annotation, cellular component: plasma membrane. Gene Ontology annotation, biological process: homophilic cell-cell adhesion. Lineage: Eukaryota; Metazoa; Chordata; Aves; Passeriformes; Fringillidae. Bases 434 to 4051 code for a protein of 1205 amino acids. The transcript has 5 exons. The record is from RefSeq and is a predicted model, not a curated record.
GAUCGGGAACCCAUCGCCUGCCCGGAGGAGAAGAUCUUUUGCAAAUUUUCUGAUUUUUUUGAACCCCUCCCACUGCCGAAGUUGGACAGACGAAGUAACUGCGAGGGGCUGUAAGCACGGCAAGCUCUUGCUGAAACGCUGCCGAAGCUGCUCCCUCCCCUCCCCCCGACCCCCCCGAUUGCUCCCUCCCUCUGAGCUACAUGGUCUAUUUGCUGCCUCCCAUCCUGUGUCUCUGCAGAUGUUUUAGAGCAACAGGUUCAGGAACUUGAAAUAUAGGGGUGGGAAAAGAGAAGGGAAAAAAAAAUCAAAACCAAAAAGGAAGGAAAGAAAGAGCCGUCAGAGGAGGAAGAACAACCCCAGCGCAGGAGGCAAAGAAGACGGGGACAACCCUGGUCGUCGCUGCUGCUCCUGCCGCCCCCACCCCUGCUCGGGGAUGUACCUUUCCAUUUGUUGCUUUUUCUUCUGCUGGGCUCCCGCCCUGUCGCUGAAGAACCUGAAUUACUCGGUGCCGGAGGAGCAGGGAGCGGGCACGGUCAUCGGGAACAUCGGGCGCGAUGCGCGGCUGGCGGCAGGCGCGGCGGGAGGCGGGAUGCUGCCAGCGGAGCGUGGCAUUCCCGGUGGCGGCCCCGGGGGCGGCCGCGGCUCCAAGUCCACCUUCCGGGUGCUGGAGAAUUCAGCCCCGCACCUCCUGGACGUGGACGGGGAGAGCGGGCUGCUCUACACUAAGCAGCGCAUUGACCGUGAGGCGCUGUGCCGGCGCAGCGCCAAGUGCCAGCUGUCCCUCGAGGUGUUCGCCAAUGACCAGGAGAUCUGCAUGAUCAAAGUGGAGAUUCAGGACCUGAACGACAAUGCACCAUCAUUCCCCUCUGACCAAGUGGACAUGGACAUCUCCGAAAAUGCUGCACCAGGCACCCGCUUCCCCCUCACCAGUGCCCACGACCCAGACGCUGGGGACAAUGGUCUGCGCACCUACCUGCUCACUCGUGAUGACUACGGCCUCUUCUCCCUCGAUGUGAAGUCCCGUGGUGAUGGCACAAAGUUUCCCGAGCUGGUCAUCCAGAAGCCAUUAGACCGUGAGGAGCAGAGUCACCACACCCUGGUGCUGACGGCAUUGGAUGGUGGUGACCCACCACGCUCAGGCACGGUGCAGAUCAACGUGCGCCUCAUUGACUCCAAUGACAACAGCCCCAUCUUUGAGGCAGCCUCCUACGUGGUAGAGCUGCCAGAGAACGCACCACUAGGCACGGCAGUCAUCGACCUCAAUGCCACUGAUGCCGAUGAGGGUACCAAUGGGGAGGUGCUCUACUCCUUCAGUGGCUACGCACCUGAGCGCGUCCGUGACCUGUUUAGCAUUGACCCGCAGAGCGGCCUCAUCCGUGUCAAGGGCAACCUAGACUAUGAGGAGAGUGGCCUCAUUGAGAUUGAUGUCCAAGCUCGGGACCUGGGGCCAAAUCCCAUCCCUGCUCACUGCAAAGUCACUGUCCGCCUCAUCGACCGCAACGACAAUGCUCCCACCAUUGGCUUUGUCUCCGUUCGCCAGGGAGCUCUGAGUGAGGCUGCCCCACCAGGCACCGUCAUUGCCCUGGUGCGGGUCACCGACCGUGACUCAGGCAAGAACGGGCAGCUCCAGUGUCGGGUGCUGGGUGGUGGCGGCGGCCCUGGUGCCGUUCCUUUCACCCUGGAGGAGAACUAUGACAACUUCUACACUGUGGUCACCGACCGACCCCUGGACCGUGAGGCACAGGACGAGUACAAUGUGACCAUCGUGGCACGUGAUGGGGGCAAUCCCCCACUUAACUCCACCAAGUCAUUUUCUGUCCGGAUCCUUGACGAGAAUGACAACCCACCCCGCUUCAGCAAGAAUCUUUAUGUGUUGCAGGUGCCUGAGAACAACAUCCCUGGAGAGUACCUGGGCUCAGUCUUGGCCCAGGAUCCUGACUUGGGCCAAAAUGGGACAGUGUCUUACUCCAUUCUGCCUGGGCAUGUGGGAGAUGUCUCCAUCUACACCUAUGUCUCUGUCAACCCCACAAAUGGUGCUAUUUAUGCUCUGAGGAGCUUCAAUUAUGAACAGACAAAGCACUUUGAGUUCCGUGUGCUGGCCAAAGACUCGGGUUCACCCCACCGUGAAAGCAAUGCCACAGUGCGCGUCACCGUGCUCGAUGUCAACGAUAACGCGCCCCUCAUCGUCCUGCCUGCCCUCAUCAACGACACUGCUGAGCUGCAGGUGCCACGCAAUGCUGGGGUGGGCUACCCCGUGGGCACCGUCCGCGCCCUGGACAGUGACUUUGGGGAGAGUGGGCGCCUCACGUAUGAGAUUGUGGAAGGCAAUGAGGAGCACCUCUUUGAGAUGGACCCCACCAGUGGUGAGAUACGCACCUUGCACCCCUACUGGGAGGAGCUCAGCCCUGUGGCUGAACUGGUGGUAAAAGUCAGUGACCAUGGCAAGCCCAGCCUCUCCGCUGUGGCCAAGCUCAUAGUCAGGGCCUUGGCGGGGCCCCUCCCCGAGGCUGGUGAGCCACAGGUGAAUGGCGAGCAGCAUCGGCGGCCACACUGGGACUUGUCGCUGCCGCUGAUUGUGACACUGAGCACUGUCUCCAUCAUCUUGCUGGCUGCCAUGAUCACUAUUGCUGUGAAGUGCAAGCGAGAGAACAAGGAGAUCCGCACCUAUAAUUGUCGCAUUGCCGAGUAUAGCCACCCCCAGCUGGGAGGAGGGGGAGGCAGUGGCGGGGGAGGAGGAGGCAGUGGCAGUGGAGGGGGCAAGGGCAAGAAGAAGAAGAUCAGCAAGAAUGACAUUAUGCUGGUGCCCAGUGAGGGCGAGGACAGCCGGGGUCCCCUCAAUGUCAUGAACGUGGUGAGCAGCCCAUCCCUGGCCACCUCACCCAUGUACUUUGACUACCAGACCCGCCUGCCCCUCAGCUCUCCCAGGUCUGAGGUGAUGUACCUGAAGCCCGCCUCCAACAACCUGACUGUACCCCAGGGACAUGUGGGCUGCCACACCAGCUUCACAGGGCAAGGGACUAACGCCAGCGAGGCUCCCCCGAGCCGGAUGUCCAUAAUUCAGACAGACAAUUUUCCCGCAGAGCCCAAUUACAUGGGCAGCAGGCAGCAGUUUGUUCAAAGUAGCUCCACGUUCAAGGAUCCAGAAAGAGCCAGCUUGAGGGACAGCGGGCAUGGGGACAGUGAUCAGGCUGACAGUGACCAAGACACUAACAAAGGCUCCUGCUGUGACAUGUCUGUUAGGGAGGCACUCAAGAUGAAAACUACUUCAACUAAAAGCCAGCCACUUGAACAAGAACAGCAAGGCAGAGGCCAAAGACCCAUUGUUGGGAUCUGUGGACCAGCCCGCUGUGAGGAUGGAAAAUUUUCAGAGCAAGAAGAAUGUGUUAACUGCACAGAUGAAUGCAGAGUGCUUGGUCAUUCUGACAGGUGUUGGAUGCCACAGUUCCCUGCAGCCAGUCAGGCUGAGAAUGCAGAUUAUCGCACAAAUCUCUUUGUACCCACAGUUGAAGCUAACGUUGAGACUGAGACAUAUGAAACUGUGAAUCCCACUGGGAAAAAGACUUUUUGUACAUUUGGGAAAGACAAGAGAGAGCACACUAUUCUCAUUGCCAAUGUUAAACCUUACUUAAAAGCCAAACGUGCCCUGAGUCCUCUGCUUCAGGAGGUUCCCUCAGCAUCGAGCAGCCCAACCAAGACAUGCAUUGAGCCUUGCACCUCAACAAAAGGACCACUGGAUGGUUGUGAAGUGAAAUCAGGAGCCUUGGCUGAACCAAGCAGCCAGUACUUGUCAACUGACAGUCAGUAUCUAUCGCCCAGUAAACAGUCAAAGGACGCUUCCUUCAUUGCAUCAGAUCAGAUGGCUAGGGCCUUUGCAGACGUGCACUCCCGAGUGAGCCGAGACUCGAGUGAGAUGGACUCUGUUCUGGAGCAGUUAGACCGUUCAGCCCGGGAUCUAGGCAGGGAGUCGGUGGAUGCCGAGGAAGUUGUGAGAGAAAUAGACAAGCUCUUGCAGGACUGUCGGGGAAGUGACCCUGUGGCCAUCAGAAAGUGAGGGGGAAAAUAAGGACAGGCUGGCAGUUGCAUUCCUCUUCUGCUGAUUGAAAGUAAAUCAAUAAAUAAAUUCCCUGGUUAUAACAGAAUUACAGGAAUGAAGGAAGACCAAUGCUGCUUUAAGGCUUUUAGUGAACAUCUGAAGUGCCCACGAGUAUGUUCUUUUCACUGCUCUUUCUUUUUGACAGAUAACACUGGUUUCAUUUUGACCAAACUUUCAUUAGGACAGAGUCAAGUACACCAAGAACAAAAUGAAAGAAGGAAAGACAGUGCCAUUUUGACAAUCUGAUAGGAAGGUGUGAGAAAGAUGGAAUGGAAAUACGUCUGAUACUUUAAGACUGUCCUCAAUAGCUGAUGCUGACUUUACUGUUUACGUAUAAACCCCAAGAAAAACAGGGUUGAAUAAUGCUGAUCUGUGGUGAAUUUCCAGCAGCCACCACAGGCUUCUACUGAAAGUCCUAUAAAGAGUUCUUGUAGUAGUCCAAGCGACACCAAACAUUAACAUUCAUUUGUGGUAAACAUUUAUGUACAAAGUUAUCUGCCACAAAUAUGAAAUAUGAAAAAAAAAGAAAAAAACAACAAUAAAACAAAAAGAACCAUUCCAGAUCAUUAUUCAAGAAAACAUAUCCUCAUCGUUAAUGAAACACUACAUAUCAUAUUAAGGUUAAAUGUAAAAUUAUAUAGUCCAUCUUGUCCUGCACACACAUAAGCUACUCACUUGAUAAAAUGAAAAAAAAGAUUUUAAUAUCUAUUUAGCAUUUUAGUGUCCAACAAAGCUAUAAAUAGUUAGUGAUAAGCUAAAAAAAAAAAAGGAAAAGAAGUGAAAUAAAGUUUGGGAAAAAAGAGUUACCUUAACUGUAAUGCAGAAAAGAAAUUAACAUUAUUAACACUUUUUUAUUCAUUUGUGGACACUAAAAUAGCUCAGGAAAGUGAAAAUGUCAGACAUCCACAAAAAUCACAUGGUCAUUUAAAUGUGCAAAUGUAAGAAGAUUCAGUGUGUUUACAUCAAAUGACAUAUUUUUAUUGAUUUAUUGCAGAUUCAGUGCAUAUGAGCCAAAUUGUUGAGUGUAUAAGAGCUAUAUUGUGUAUUUUAUUAAAUUAAUAUAUAGUUGUGUUGCAAAAAUAUUUGGGCUUAUAUUGUAAAUGGCAAGUGUUGCCUCAGUAGCUGUCGAACUCUAUGAGUUUUGUUUUUUCCUGCUUCCUUUUCCCCAUGGAAUAUGGGAAGCAGCGCCUCAGAGCAAAGUCUCUUGUUUAAUGUAUGGUCUACGAAGUACUGCAGUACAUAAUCUGUUCAAAAUAUGUUUGAGUGAGCUGAUGGAGCUAACUGAACAGCCUACAAAUACAUCCAUCAGACAUGGUUAUGUGCAAGUCCUUGUAGAAGCUUCUAUUGCAAGCCUACGCUUAAUAACAAAAAUUACACUCGAACCAACAUCUGGAACCUCCUUGGGUUUGUUUUUUUUUUUUUUUCCCCAAUACAUGCAGCCAGCCUGUUCAGUGUAGGAUAUUUGAUUGAAUUCUUCAGAGAUGCCACCAUUUUAAAAGUUUUGAUAUUAAGUUUAUAAAGCUGAAAAUUAAAAAUAACUUGGGAUAUAGUUUCUACUUUUUAUUAUUGUUUCUUAAGAAUGUUUUUAUUGCAUUUGAAAAAUUCAAAAUCGAAUGAAACUUGGAAAAGAGCAAAUGAACUUCCACAGUACAAGAAGAAGCAGAAGAAUAAAAUGUUUAGCUCAGGAUUUGUCCCUUAUAUACUUUAGAUACUCUGCUGGAAAUACUGCUGGCACAUUGCUUAAAAACUAUGAUUUUGGUUUCUUAAAUUUAAUCUGUACUAUAAAAACAUUUAUAAGAGGGGUUGGCAAUCUGAAAUACCACAAGCCAUAGUUUUUUUGGUCAGUUCAAAAACAAAAGUUUACCCAACAGCCUAUUUUGGUCUAGGGAUUGCAUUUAAAUGGUGAUUUUAUCUAGUCAGUCCUACAAUGAAUUGUCUUUGGGAGACACCAAUUCUGACAGUUUGCUUUUAGCUCCUGUUAAAAAAUGUCUACAAUUACAUGCAAAAGGAAGGAUCUUGUACAUGUCUUAUCAAGCUACUCUCCAUGUUUUGGACAAUUUAUGUAUCUAAAACGUGGUGUUGUCUGUGUUCUAUAAUUUUUUUCUUUUUUUUUUUUUUUUUGGCCAGGAGACCCGAGAUUGGUUUUGCUUGAUAGCUUGAUAGCUUGAAAUUCCAUAGUGAAGAGGAUUCUUAUUGUUUGAUCAGUCUUUUCUACGUAUUUCUGUGGUGCCCAUCACUUCAGUGUCUGUGCACCAAGUCUUUAGCUCUGCCAGUGAGAUCCAUUAUUCAGCAAAACCUACGCCAGUAUGUAAAUGCAGUCAAGUGAUGGAGAUUUGUGUAUUUUAUAAAUGAUUUUAACACUGAGUAACCAAUUGUACAAUUCAUUGUAUGUUUCUGAAGACAUAAAAACCACAACAUUCUGAGAAAGGGCUGUGCCAAUGUAGGAGGAAUUUACCUUAAGGCUCUCUGUCACUAGUGAUUUACUAGCUUUAGCUGUUUAACACAUUAUCUGUAUUUAGUAGUGAUUAUUUAUUUACCACUCUGAUGUAAUUCAGAAUUCAUGACUCACAGCUUUAUAGAAGAGUUUAGGAAAUCUUGCUUUUAUUUAAUAUGUCUUUCAACUGCCUUGUUUUGUAGAACUCUGGCAUACUGCUUCCCAGUAUAAGAUUAUCCCAGGUUAAAAAAUUUAUUUCACAAUUUAGAAUGGAUACAUAAUGAACCAUUAAACCAGCAGAGCUUAUACAAUGUGAGUUUUGCUGGUUCACUCAAAAUUAACAUGAUUGUGUGUGAAGGACAUUCUGCACACAAAAGAUUUUAAAGUUUUUUUCCUCCAUGAUAUCUCUACUAUCACCACUGGAGAAAGAGGCAGGAAUGAAAGAUAAAGUUUAUGAGUUAUUUCUCUCAUUUUUUACACACAUGCUUUAUAAGUCUGAAAGGAAGUAUCUGUAUGAAAGGAAAGUUGGAGCUAAGGGAGGCAAGUAAAGCAACUAAUAAAUUUGUACUGUACACUGUGAAUAAUUUAUAAGGUAUUCUGUAUCUUUUUUUAAUUAUAAAAAAGCCAGCAAUUUGGAGUUCCUUAUGCAAAUGGCCAAUCAAAUCAGAACUCAAAAUCAGACCUUUCUUGUUUCCCUUUUUUUCUUUAAUUGGUAUGUUUAUCAGGAAACAGAUUCUCCUGAACUGUGAUUUGCCACUUAAGAAUAGAUGUUUCCCAAGUUACCCCUAGAAGUCAAACUGUGUUCAUAGUGGAGCAAGAUACAUCAUUCAAACAAGCUUUCAUGUUGCUUGCUGUCAAAAAUGGAAGGGAAAUUGCUGAGGUCAAGGAGGAGUCUGAAGCCUAGCAUAACAUACACCCACUCAUUAUUGUUUAAUUGCUUUCUUUUGACAUCAGGCAGCAGUUAUUAUUGCAUUAAUUUAAAUGGGAGUUUUGGCUAUCAAGAUUUGUUGACUUGAAGUGUAAUUGAAUGAAAUCUGAUUAAGGUUUUGACUUCUCUGGCCCAAUUGUGAUACAGGUUGGCAUUCUCAUUUAUCAGCCCCUGUCUCCCCAUAUGGCUCAAAGUUGCACCAAUGACUGGUGAAUGACACAAAAAAAGCAAACAAAAGCAGCAUACAUUGUAUGGAUUUUCUCAACCGCUAUUGUUUAAUGGCUGUGUUUAAUGUGA